AUUACGACAUAAAGUUUCACUUAUUGGCCAGCAGACAUAUGAAGGGAGCUGAUGGCUCGCACAUUAGAUCUGAAAGACCGGUGCGCGCGUUUAAGAUGAUCACGCAGGUGAACUAAAGCGCGGAAACGCAUUUGUACAGCAUCAAAACAUCUCUGUGAACAAUUUAAGAAAAUUCAGCCUGGUCAUUUCCGACAGACAAUAUGACAGCAACAGCUAACACUGGGGAUAAAAUCACGACGUCGCUGAAUGAUUUCAUGCGCUCUCUGCCAUUAAACGUCUAUGGGCUGGAUGAGAUCCCCACAUCACUGUCUACAGGUUUCUCUGAUGUACAUGGGGUCUGUGAACCGUUUAGUGAAGCGUCCGGAGGUGGCUUGAGCACCGACAGUUUCAGCGCUGAGAAACAGAGCCUUGACCUUGCAGAGUCAAGCAGGUUCUCCCCGCACAGCGCGCCUGUCGCCUACACAGGAAAAAUUUCCAUCGACGCGCACGGAAGUUGGAAUCAAGAGGGAAUAAUCAACUUUGUCAGUGCAGGAGUACAAGACAGACCAUCUUCCUCCGGAUCAUUCUCCACGAGCUCUCCAGCUCCAACAGACCUUACGCCGGGCUGCUCCAAAACAAGCCAAACACUUGCCAACAUGGAGCACAUGUACACAUCUCCUCCCCCUUACACCUGUAGCGCCGAUGGGUACCAAGACCAUUCGGCCUAUUUGUCGACCACCGCGUGCCCCUUAACAUACGCCACCCCGUCCUACUCGACUCCAAAGUCAACUAUAGAUGGGAGUCACGGGACGCUGUUUUCUAUCAUUCCUGAAUAUGGGGGGUUUUAUCAAGCCAGUAACAGUCAAAGGGACAUGGCUAUGUUUCAGGACAUCAAGCCAUUUUCAUGCUCUUUGGAAUCUAUUCGAGUCCCCCCACCUCUGACUCCAUUGAACACAAUCAGAAAUUUUACACUGGGGUGUCCGGUAGACGGGUCAAGGCCACCGAUAGACGCCAAUCCCCAGAACAUCCCACUCAGGCCGAUAUUGCGGCCGCGGAAAUACCCAAACCGACCGUGCAAAACCCCCGUCCACGAGCGCCCGUAUCCCUGCCCGGCUGAGGGAUGCGACCGGAGAUUCUCUCGCUCGGAUGAGCUCACGCGACACGUCCGCAUCCACACCGGACACAAACCGUUUCAGUGCCGCAUCUGCAUGCGCAGCUUCAGUCGGAGCGACCACCUGACGACUCACAUCCGCACGCACACGGGCGAAAAGCCCUUCUCCUGUGAUUUCUGCGGGAGGAAGUUCGCGAGGAGCGACGAACGGAGGCGGCACACAAAAAUCCAUCAGAGACAGAAAGAUAAGAAGGUGUCAAAUCCCCCACACAACUCAAACGCCGAUGGGACGGCGAUGUGAACUGCUGAAUCGUUUGUUACGUGGUUCAAACUCUCGCUCUGUUUUGUUUGAAGGCAGCUUAAGACUUUUUUAACGUUGAAUGUAUUUUGUUGUAGUAUGCAGAAGAAUAGAAACGUCCGUUAAGCUAAACAUUGGUAAAGCAUAGUUUUCUAAGUUUUUGCAAAGCAAUUGUGCCAUCACAACUACUUGUCAUGUGAUGCAUAAUUGCAUGUUACUACACUGAGGUAUCCAAGUUGUUUACAUAGCUCCAUGAGUUCUCUUUUUAUUGAUAUCAUCGCCGUUUAUGUGUCUGAAUAAAACAAUGCUAAUCAUGUGGUGCGUUUAUUUGGGAAAAAUUGGCUUUUUGAUAAAACACAGCAUAACGGAAGCAUACCACC
Messenger RNA from Paramisgurnus dabryanus, 1768 nucleotides. It is a transcript of the gene egr2a, whose product is annotated as early growth response 2a. Lineage: Eukaryota; Metazoa; Chordata; Actinopteri; Cypriniformes; Cobitidae. Gene Ontology annotation, molecular function: RNA polymerase II cis-regulatory region sequence-specific DNA binding; DNA-binding transcription factor activity, RNA polymerase II-specific. Gene Ontology annotation, biological process: regulation of transcription by RNA polymerase II. The record is from RefSeq and is a predicted model, not a curated record.